Molecule: messenger RNA, 1608 nt
Organism: Lolium rigidum
Lineage: Eukaryota; Viridiplantae; Streptophyta; Magnoliopsida; Poales; Poaceae
Product: phospholipase A1-II 7-like
Exons: 2
Coding region: 54-1388 (444 amino acids)
Biological process (GO): lipid metabolic process
Molecular function (GO): glycerophospholipid phospholipase A1 activity
Source: RefSeq, a predicted model, not a curated record
AGCUAUAGCAGAAGCUAGAAGAGCAGUACACACGUAGCGAUCGAGGAGAAAUAAUGGCACACACAGUCGCUCCCAUGUCGUCGCCGAAGGCUAGAGCUGGAAGCAUCGCCACCACGUGGGAAAAGCUCCAGGGUUCGGAGUCAUGGAAGGGGCUCCUGCCCUCGAGCGACCACCCGGACUCGCUGGACGCCGACCUCCGUGCCUCCCUCAUCGCCUACGGCGAGCUCGCGGAGGCCGCCUACGACGGGCUCAACGCCGUCAAGAGUUCGUGGGAUGCUGGCUCGCCCCUGUACGGCCACGCCGGCCUGCUGGCCGCCUCCGGCGUGUCCCACCCGGAGCACUAUACUGUGACCAAGUUCCUGUACGCGACCUGCGAUCUGCGGCCGUGGUCGGGGUCGUCCAGGUCGGUAAGCAAGGCCUUGUUCGUGCGGCAACCCAAGCUGUCGCGGGCGGGGCCGUGGUGGUGGCAGACCAACUUGAUCGGGUACGUGGCGGUGGCGACGGACGACGGUGUGAGAGCGCUGGGCCGGCGCGACAUCGUCGUGGCCUGGCGCGGCUCCGUGAAGGUAUCGGAGUUCUUGAAAGACGGUGCCUUUCUCUACGCGUCCGCCGCAGAGGGGCUUGACCUCUCGGCUGACGCCAGAUUCGCCGGCACAAAUGUGCACGGUGGCUUCCUAUCCGUGUACAAGACAAACAACCCUAUUGAGAACUACCGCACGUCGCAGACUGACAUCGUUAUAGGUACCAGCGCCAGAGAUGAGGCGCGCGACGAAGUGCAGAGGCUAGUGGAGAAGCACAGGGGAGAGAAGACCAGCAUCACCGUCACUGGCCACAGCCUUGGCGCCGCGCUCGCGGUCCUCAAUGCCGUCGAUAUUGUGGCUCACGGCAUCAACAUGCCCCCUGCCUCCUCCAAGCACCUCCCCACCAAUCCGUGCCCCGUUACGGCGAUCCUGUUCGCGUGCCCGCAAGUCGGGGACGACAACUUUGGGCGUGCUUUCGCCUCCUUGCCCCAACUGCGGGCACUUCACGUGAAGAAUGCACAUGACGAAGUGCCAAAUUUCCCAACGGGGAACUUUGUGGAUGUGGCAACGGCUAAUCUACUUAUCGACACCGACAGGUCGCCCUACCUAAAACCCGGGACCCCUCUGCUAACGCCCAUAUGGUACCACAACCUCCAGUGCUACCUGCACUGCCUCGCCGGAGACCAGGGUACAAUAAAGCACUUCAAGCUUGUGGUGGACCGCGACAUUGCAUUGGUGAACAAGAGUACUGACAGACUGAGAGAAGAGUACCCAGUACCGGCGAAAUGGUGGGUAAAUGCUAAUAGCUACUACAAGGGCAAGGGCGUUGCUCGCUUUAAGCUGGACUACUUCGAGGAAGAAAAUUAAGUGCCUAAGUUACCGUAUCCAUGCACCCUCGGCCUUGGAUGAGGCUUAUAUCUACAAUAAUGCAGGUGCUUAGAUGAGUGUUUCCAUUUCAAUCAUCCAUAUCUAUGUGGAAUCGAUGAUAGCAGGUGUUCGACUGCCAUCGUCGUUUGUUGUGGCUCUCUUUUCUUGUGUUGACACACGCCUUGUAAAACUCUCGGUUUGAUACUUUGAUAUAAUAAAU